Messenger RNA from Penicillium daleae, 822 nucleotides. Its product is annotated as PX domain-containing protein YPT35. Lineage: Eukaryota; Fungi; Ascomycota; Eurotiomycetes; Eurotiales; Aspergillaceae. The transcript has 5 exons. The record is from RefSeq and is a predicted model, not a curated record. Bases 1 to 822 code for a protein of 273 amino acids. Gene Ontology annotation, molecular function: phosphatidylinositol-3-phosphate binding. Gene Ontology annotation, cellular component: endosome.
AUGGAGCCUGCGACUGAGGAGGCCACCCCGGCACCGGCAUUGACACCGGCAUCGGCACCUUCGCCACAGCCACAGUCGCAGUCACAGUCGCAACUCUCCUCCCCGCAAGACGAUAGUCCCAUCGCGCCGUCCGACAUUGAUAAGACCGUAUCCAGCAAUGGCGGCGCCAAUGCCACUGCCAAUGCCAAUACCAACCAAAACAAGAACGACGACGACAACACCCACACCCACCCCGACACUGGUGACAGCAAUACCAACACCAAUCCAAUUGCCGAUAACAUUUCCCUCCCACACCUAGAAAGCGCAGCAUCAAGCACCAAAUCACGCCCCGUCUCCGGCGUAAUCCCGCCCUUCUGGCAACGCCAUGAGCGAUCCGUAUCGCGGGCAUCGCUGAGCUCGCUGGCCCAGAGCAGGAUUAUCCGGUUGGAGGAUCAUACGGCGGAUCCGGACUCGGAGACAAGUCGUGGGUUGUGGGCGAGCAGUGUUGCGAUUGAGGAUCAUGUUGUUGUGCAAGGGAAGAGUGGGGUGGGGUCUUAUGUUGUGUGGAAUUGUAGGAUUCAGACUCUUGAUGGAGGUCCGAUUGUUGUUCGCAUGAGGUACUCCGAAUUCGACGAUCUACGCCAAAGACUAGAAUCCGCCUUCCCGCAUGCUAAAUCCGCAUUACCCGCCCUCCCCCCGAAAAGUGUACUCUUCAAAUUCCGCCCCAAAUUUCUCGAAUCUAGACGCAUCGGUCUGGAAUAUUUCCUCAAUUGUGUCUUGUUAAAUCCUGAAUUCUCCAGCUCGCCUGUCGUCAAGGACUUUCUCUUUGGUCGUUUAUCGUGA